Messenger RNA from Cryptotermes secundus, 492 nucleotides. RefSeq lists its product as uncharacterized. Bases 24 to 431 code for a protein of 135 amino acids. Lineage: Eukaryota; Metazoa; Arthropoda; Insecta; Blattodea; Kalotermitidae. The record is from RefSeq and is a predicted model, not a curated record. The transcript is spliced from 4 exons.
AAACUUUGGAAUGUAGUCCUUCUAUGAGAAUUACAUCAUCCCAGGGUUGCAUGAGUGAACCACUGAAGCAAGAGUGUAGGAGCGUCAAGAGCAACCAGACUGUUGAGGGCAGUGUGGAAAAAAUAAUCAAGGAUGUUGACCAUGUCAGUAGUGAGUCGGUGGUCAGCACAUCAACGGUGUGCUCGGAAAUCAGCGGCCAUGGCAAGAAGUCAUGCAGUUUUGCACACGAGUCAGUAAAAACACAAGAAGCAAUGCAAUCGCAGAGUGAACUGAAAAGACUUGAGAUUGGGAUAGAAAUUGAAAUAAACCCAGAGAGAGAUCUGCUGAAGGCAUGCGGAUGUGCACAUUCGGACAUGUUUGCUCAUGCAAACCUGGAAUUACAUGAUACUGUUUCGAUACCAAUAGUGAUUGAGAAGGAAACAGAGUGCUGAAGCAGCACCGAACAGUUAAUUUGAGGAGUGUGCUGUAGUGAAUACCUGGCAACAGCUGCGU